AUGGCACCCCCUCGGUCGUCCUCGCUCCCUUCCAAGGGCCGAUCCACUUCAUCGAUCAACCAACCGAACGCAUCUUCCUCCUCCAACCAAGAACCCGAUGCGGUCCUACACCGUAUCACCUCGCUGUCGUCCGCGUUGCCUCCCGUCGCACCGACCCACGCCGAUCUGAACCCGUUGAUCGACCUCAUCUCCCUCUUCCAGAAAGUACCCCUCCAACCACCACCCAACACCGCCUCCACCUCAUCAUGGUACCAGCUCAACCGGCAGGCCGUGCACACGUCGUUGCAUGCGCUCAAGGCGACGUUCGAGGCGCUCAUCGACCACGGGAGGCUGCACGGCGUGCUCAAGCGCAAGAUCGCGCCAGGACAGGGGGUAUCCUCGUCGUCAUCCAAGGAACAGGCGGCGGCGUUGGAAAUGGCUUCGGUGCAAAAGGUCAAAGAGUGGUUGCAAGGGAGGUGGGCCGACUACCUGAAACAGACCGCUACGGUCGUACAGGGCCAUUGGGACGUGGGUGUCAGGGUAAGAGAAUUCACCCCGAUCCCGUCCGUCGACUUCCUACAAGCUGACCCCCGACCCGUGCUCGCGCUCACCAGAUCUCCGCCUUGAACGCACUCAUGUCCUUGCUCCGAACCGAAUCGACCUUCCUCACCUCCCUGCACCACUCGCGACAAGCCCAAUUCCCCUCCUCGACUUUGCUCCACAUCGUUCGUGCCAUUCUCCUACCCCAAGACGACGAGGGGCUCAUCGUUCCCGAGAUCAAGGACGAGUGGCAGAAAUGGUGGAACGUCUGCGACGACAUUCGGUACCACUUUCUCAAGGAGUCCGCUACCCUCCUCUCCUCGUACGCUUCGUCCAACCAGGAUGUCCCGACGCAUCUCGUGUCCAACAUGAUCACGCUCUUUGAAUCGCUCACGUCGAUGCCGACCGUACCCAAGGAACUGAACGAAUGGUGGUGUUCGACCCCUUUGGCGCUCAAGUCAAAGGGUGACACGAGCAACAAGAAGCGCAAGACCGAGACCGGAUCGUCAAAGGAUGAUGGAAGUACAGGCAUUUUCGACUCGUCCUCGUCCUCCGAAUCGGACGAGAACGCCCCCAAGAUUUCGGCGAGGGACUCCAAGAAACUCUUGCCGCCUCUUUUAUCCCUCUCCGCCCACCGUCGCGUCUUUCAGGAUUGUGUCUUGGCCUUGUUGAGCCUCCCGUUGGACGAGGCGCAAUCCAAGAGGGUUCUGAGCAUCUUGCAUCGUCAGGUGUUGCCGCACAUGACAGACCCCAAGAGGUUGAUGGAUUGGUUGGUCGAUUGUACGACCCAGGGUGGGACAAUCGCCAUCUUGGCUUUGAACGGUCUUUUCACACUGAUGCAGAAGCAUAACCUGUACGUUCUCCGCCGUCCGUGUGAUGGAACUCUUCCCUCAAACUGACUUUCGGAUUCGGCGCCCAGUGAAUACCCCAAUUUCUACUCGGCGCUCUACUCGCUCCUAACGCGCUCACUCCUCCACACGCGGUACCGCCCACGUUUCUUCCGUCUGUUGAUCAUCUUCCUCUCCUCGACGCACAUCUCCGCCUCCCUCGUCGCGAGCUUCAUCAAGCGACUUUCUCGAUUGGCCCUUGCGGCCCCUCCUUCAGCCAUCGUCACCAUCGUUCCAUUGGUGUACAACCUCCUCAAACUCCAUCCGGGGUGUAUGGUCCUUAUCCACAACCCUUCCCCAACCGACGAAUCGAUCCACACCGAUCCAUUCGACCCCGAAGAAAAAGACCCGAACCUAACUCGAGCUUUGGAAAGUUCUUUAUGGGAGAUACAAAGUUUGAUGCAGCAUUAUUUGGCCAGUGUGGCGGGCUUGGCCAAGGUUUUUAAGGAGGUGAUGAACAAGGAGAGGUAUGGGAUGGAGGAUUUUUUGGAUCAUUCGUUUGCGACGGUCAGUUUUUUUCUUUUUUCUUUCACUUUCUCUGUAAUUUGGGGGGGGGGGGGGGAUCGCCCUACAAACUCGGGUGUAGAAUGCUUAUCGUGUUCGGUUCUUCUUCUUCUUUCAAAGAUGUUCGAAACCGAGGCUACGCGACUUAUCCGUAACGCACCUGCCUUGGCACCCGUUCCUCAACGCCAACCGAUAGGCGACUCCUUCUUCCCCUCCACACCCGCUGCUGAAAGGCCUACGAAGGUGGUCAAGAAGGUUGUGAAGAGGUCGUUGUUGGAGGAUGAAGGGGAUGAGGAAGAGGUGGAGGUGGAACAAGGGCCGGUGGAUACGGUGGCGAGGUUAUGGGUAUUUUGA
Molecule: messenger RNA, 2264 nt
Organism: Microbotryum saponariae
Lineage: Eukaryota; Fungi; Basidiomycota; Microbotryomycetes; Microbotryales; Microbotryaceae
Source: the annotation of a GenBank genome assembly